Messenger RNA from Trichoplax adhaerens, 1266 nucleotides. RefSeq lists its product as uncharacterized. The transcript is spliced from 8 exons. NCBI's taxonomy places the organism in Eukaryota, Metazoa, Placozoa, Uniplacotomia, Trichoplacea, Trichoplacidae. The coding region runs from base 1 to 1266 and encodes 421 amino acids. The record is from RefSeq and is a predicted model, not a curated record.
AUGGCUACACAAUCCACCACGCUCUCUUUGAACCAGAUAGUCUGGGCACUUUUUAAACAAGAUAUUUCACGAGAUAAAAGUAUGAGAGAAUUCUACCUGGAAAAAGCAAAGAUCAAGAUUGAGAAUGAAAAGAAACUAAUGAAGUUCUACGCAGAAUUUCUUGAAAGCGAAGAGAAAAGAGUUAAAACUAAAGUUCGUACCAAGUUUUCUGAGAAUUGGCUUAAUCAUCUUCUUGUAUCGCGAGAAAAGUCCGAAUAUAAUAUCAUUCAGGCGGAAAAUAUUCGGGAUACUGAAAUUUUAAAUGCUAUUGAUCGGCUUGAUCAAAUCAAUGUGGUACAGAGAAGUUUUUAUGCUGAAGAAAUGGAUAGAAUUGAUUGUGGCUUUAAGAAUCCGUUAAAAAAUUUAAGAGAAAAACUGAAAGAAUAUGAUAGGCUAGCAAAAGAAUAUCAGAAAGAUUUAAGCGAAUUCGAGCAACAUGCAGAAAUAGGAUAUUCCAAGGAAAAAAAAUAUAAUGCAAGAGUUGAAAAGCAUCAAAAGAUAUUUCUACGUUAUGCAUUGAUUUAUAAUGAGUGCUACGUAGAAUAUCAAAAGGUUAAAUUCCACUGUCAAUCUUAUUUAGAGGAUGUUAUUCCAAGUUUAUUAAAAGAAUUGGAAGAUGAUUUAGAGCGAAUUUUACAUCGUAGAAAGGAAUUAUUCCGCCAAUUGAUGGUCCACAUUUACGCUAGUGAUUCUAUUCUUAGCAUGGAGCACAACAAAGGUUAUAUGGAAAGUCUUGAAAAGGCUAGUAGCUUGGUUCAAGAUGAAUAUAAAGCAUUUACUGAUCAAUUUACAUCUGUCAGUAACAGCUUAAAAAAAGAAUGGAAGACUUCGAUGGAUGCGAUAUUGGUCGAACAUCCCCAUUUGAAUAACGUAGUGCUUAGAGAUAUUAAUUUCCAGGUCGUUCAUGGGUGGCAACAACAAUACGAAGAAAGAUAUAACAAGUGCGAUAUAGAUUAUGUGGAAAUGGAAGCAAAAUUGAAAGAAUAUAAGGAGCAGAAUUAUUUACCUUAUGAAGUUAAGACUGCUGAUGGAAAGGAAGAAUUUCUGUUAUUAGAUAAACUAAAUGAAGUGCGCUCGAAAUUUUUUCCGCUGAUGGCCAAGCGAUUUCAAAUUCGAACAGUUCGAAAUCAGCUUCGUAAAGUUUGUGAUCCUCUAUCUACAGUAACGGUCUUUCACAAAGUUAUUCCACAAUUUAAAUGCAAGCAAAAGACAUUAAUGGAGGUUUAA